This is a messenger RNA of Mercenaria mercenaria, 4502 nucleotides long. Its product is annotated as echinoderm microtubule-associated protein-like 6. Gene Ontology annotation, molecular function: microtubule binding. Bases 1 to 768 code for a protein of 255 amino acids. The transcript is spliced from 4 exons. Lineage: Eukaryota; Metazoa; Mollusca; Bivalvia; Venerida; Veneridae. The record is from RefSeq and is a predicted model, not a curated record.
AUGUAUGUUUUUCUAAGCAAGCGACAGUGUGUCAAGGCAGAAGCUGUGCAUCUGGACAGGGGUCAAAAAGAUGAGAUAUUUGUUGUGAAAUGGAAUCCUAUUGAUGCUAACAAGCUUAUCACAGUUGGUGUGGAACAUAUCAAAUUCUGGACGCAGGCAGGUGGAGGUUUUACAUCCAGCCAAGGAACUUUUGGGAAGAUCGCCAAGAACUGUGAUAUGUUGUGUAUAGCUUUUGGAAAAACUGAAGACAUAACAUAUUCUGGUGGCAGUGAUGGUAACAUGUUUGUCUGGGCUGGAACUAAUUUACAGAAAAUUGUCAAAGCUCACGAGGGACCGUUGUUUGCUAUGCACUCACUUGAUAAGGGUUUUGUGAUUGGUGGAAAGGAAGGUGUUAUUGGUCUAUGGGAUGACCAGUUUGAGAGAUGCCUGAAGAAUUACCACAUAAAACAAGAGAAACUGUCUCCACAGUCACGAGGUCGACUCCUCACGGACUCACCAGCCAUACGUGCCAUAGUGAUGGGACAUGGGAAGAUAUUAGUGGGAACUAGAAAUGGAGAAAUUUUACAAGUGGAUAAAGCUGGAUCGAUUACACUUCUUACACAAGUAUGUAUUUUAACCCUUACCCUGCUAAAUUUCUGUAAUGAACUUGUCCAUGUUAGGAGAGCUAUCCUACUCAGCCCAGCGUUGGCGUCUUUCAGCGUCCCCAAUUUGAAUAAAAGUUUUUUUUGCACUUUCUCUUUUUUCUCCUUCUUGAUGGAUUUGCUUUAAACUUAAAAUACAGUACAAUCGCGAUCCUACGAAAAGUUAAGGGUGUUUUAUUAUGGGUCUAAGGUCUGAACUGCACCAUUAUAUAACAAUACAUACAUUCAAGUAGUAGUAAAGCUUAUUAAUAUUCAUGAAGGCGGAGCCUACAGUACAUUGACUUAUGUAUCCAAACAUCUCCCCUCCUUUAAUAUGAAUAAAUUACCUUAUACUAUGUUUCAUUAAUAAUAUCAAGUUGCAUGGUAAAUAUUAUCAGCAACUUAAUGAAGUAAUUUCCUAUCUGAUUUUCUCUACAUUAAAAUGUGAUUAAGACUAUUAAACACAUAACACCUAUGUUUGGGAAAUAACAGUUUUGUCAUACACUACAUUGUUUUGGUAACUCUUGUCCGCACUCUAAGUCGAACAUUUCAGGCUAAGUUCGAUAAUUAGCCAAAUCGGUCUAGGCAUUUUGGAGUUACGGCCCUUGAAUUACCAAAAAAUCGGCCUUUUUACUCUUGUCCACACUCUAAGUCGAACAUUUCUCAUCUGAUCUUCACCAAACUUGAACAAAAUGUGUUUGACCAUGGGACCUCGGCCAAGUUCGAUAACUAGCCAAAUCGGUCCAGGCAUUUUGGAGUUAAGGCCCUUGAAUCAUAGGGGCAGUUGUGGGAGACAUGCGCUUUUCUCAAAAGCAUCUCUAGUUGCCCUUUGAUUAUUCAGCAGUAGUAUAUUAUAGUACAAUUUUUGUCAGAAGUAUUUCUCAGUGACCACUUGUUGGAAUUAAUAGCCAUACUUCAUCGGAAGCUUUACUAACAAGAGGAGAUAUUCAUAUUAUCUUCGUGUUCGAGUUGGAUCAUUUUUCACUGAUUUAUUGUCCUUUGAUUAUUCAACAUUGGUAAACUAUAGCUUCAUGAUCAUAGUCACAACCACUGCCUGGAGUUCAGCAAGCAGUUUUUUUUUUUACAUCAACUCUUACUUAAUAUAAGAACACUUCAGAAAAUUGAUUUCCCCAUAAUUUUAUAUGCAGUUUAAGGUAAAUUAUAUAUCUAAGUUUCCUGAUUGGGAAGACAAAUAUCCAAUUUGGGAAAUUUUGAAAUUUGAAUAAAAAUUUAUUAGGACUUAAAAAUGGGUAGAAAUUUAGAAAAAUCUGGGCUCACAGUGGUGUGUUUUAUUUAAUGAUACCAUGCAUAUUUUGAGUGGAAAGCAAAGUGCUAUAUUUAGUUUCCUCUUUUGGAAGUAGGGAAAAACCCAUAGAUUGUUUCCCAAACGGGAAGUUUCGCCUACUUGAUAAAAUAAAAUGAGUGUGUUGACCUGUGCCUUUUCUGCUCUUAUAUAUGUUGGAAAUUAAUGUUCUUCAAGCUCAGAAUAUGAAAAAAUUCUUAAGUAGAAAAAAAUUGAUCCUACAUCCUUAGUUGGCUGUUUUUUGGUUUUGGCUGUUGACUAGCAAACCAUUUUAGCUCGACUUUUCGAAGAAAAAGUAGAGCUAUUGCACUGGUCCCGGUGUCACUGUUGGUUAAAAGUUUUUGAUGAAGUCAAAUAUCUCUGUUACUAUCAAAGCUUUUGACUUGAAACUUAAAAUAAUUUUUUACUAUCAAUUCUACACCAGGAGAAAAAAUCCCCAUAACUCUGAUUUGAAUUUUUACAGAGUUAUGCCCCUUUUUUAACUUAGAAUGUUUUGGUUAAAGUUUUUCAAAGUUUUUCCUGGCAAAGCUAUAAUUCAGAGUCAGGCUCUGAGAAAAUUCGAGCAUGCUGUCUUACUGACAGCUGUUGUUAUUACAUGACAUCAGUAUAAAAUAAUUAGUUAUUUUUAUAGUUUUGACUCUAGCCCAACAAAAUAUGGUAUUGAACUUCACACCGUCAUAUAGUAGAAACUAUGGACAGACAAUUUAUAGAAGGAUUCAUGUAACCGAGUAUUGCUUUUUAUAACCCCAUAAAACAAGUUUAGGAGAGAUAUUCUGGAGUCUUCAAGGGACAGGUGGUCAAGUUCAUUUUUUGGUACAGAGGUAAAAGAUCACAAGAUAUAGGCAGAAGAUAUUUCAUUUACAAUGCAUUAGUUUUUGCCAGAGUUAUGGCCCCAUUUUGACUUGAAAUUCAGCAAAAUGUUGACAUUAUAUUUAAUUUGAAUUUAUUUUUGAUAGAUAGGAACAGAAAAAUCAGUGUGUAAUUGAAAGUUCUUAAAACAGAAAAGUAGAAACCUACUAUUACUGAUGGUAGUUUAAAUGCUGUUACCGUUCAUACCCUCUAGCCCCAGGGUGUGCAAGAACUCAACAUUUGCACACGUUUCAAGAACUAAAAUAUAUUUUCUUGUAACAUGUAGACAAAAAAUUGACAUUUUCCUGUUUGCUGUAUAAAUUUGGUAUUGUAAUUUAAUAUUUUAGUUGUGUAUUUUGCAAAGUAUAUUUUUUUUUAAUAUGCGAGUGUAUAUACAGUGUGAUAUGCAGAUGUAUAAAUUGUGUAAUUUGCAUCAGAUAUAUAGUGUUAAUUGCAUAAAAGGUGUAUCAUGUGAUUAGUAUUUUGUAUUUAUUGUGUAAAAUGGUAGUGUAAAAUUGUGUAUUGUGCAAACAAUUUAUAUUUUGUAUAAACUGUACAAAAUGAUGAGUAAAAUUGUGUAUUAUGCAAGCAAUUUCUUUUUAUUGUUGUCAGUGACUAAGUGAUUGAUAUAGGGACGUCAUGGCCCUCCUGUUUGUAUAAAUUGUGUAAAAUGGAAGUGAAAAAUUGUGUAUUACACAAGACUAGUAUAUCACAUGAUUUCAGUAUAUUUUUAUGCCCCCGAAGGGAGGCAUAUAGUUUUUGAACCGUCUGUCGGUCUGUCAGUCUGUCAGUCUGUCCGCAAUUUUCGUGUCCGGUCCAUAUUUUUGCCAUCCAUGGAUGGAUUUUCAAAUAACUUGGCAUGAAUGUGUACCACAGUAAGACGCCCGUGUCGCACGCAAGACCCAGGUCCGUAGCUCAAAGGUCAAGGUCACACUUAGACGUUAAAUGUCAUUUUUCAUGAUAGUGCAUUCGUGUCCGGUCCAUAUCUUUGUCAUCCAUGGAUGGAUUUUCAAAUAACUUGGCAUGAAUUUGUACCACAGUAAGACGAUGUGUCGCGCGCAAGACCCAGGUCCAUAGCUCAAAGGUCAAGGUCACACUUAGACAUUAAAGGUCAUUUUUCAUGAUAGUGCAUUCGUGUCCGGUCCAUAUCUUUGUCAUCCAUGGAUGGAUUUUCAAAUAACUUGGCAUGAAUGUGUACCACAGUAAGACGACGUGUCGCGCGCAAGACCCUGGUCCGUGGCUCAAAGGUCAAGGUCACACUUAGACGUUAAAGGUCAUAUUUCAUGAUAGUGCAUUGAUGGGCGUGUCCGGUCCAUAUCUUUGUCUUUCAUGCAUGGAUUUUAAAAUUAUUGGGCAUGAAUGUGUACCACAGUAAGACGACGUGUCGCGCGCAAGACCCAGGUCCGUAGGUCAAAGGUCCUAAACUCUAACAUCGGCCAUAACUAUUCAUUCAAUGUGCCAUCAGGGGCAUGUGUCAUCCUAUGGAGACAGCUGUUGUUUGUUAAUAAUAUAAGGUCGUAUCUGUAACUUGUGACCCAGUUUUCGGUAGGUUUUAGAAAUAUGUCCUGAAGACUAAGGUCUUAUCUGCUACUUACAAUCUUUUAAGAAUGGAUAUCAGGUCAUUCUAGAUGCAAGAACUAUAUACAGUCGACAUUGUAUUAAGAGACCGCCCAAGGGACUACUAAAAAGUGGUCUCUUAAUGGGAUGGUCUCUUAAUAAAUUUCAGUCAG